AUGACCUAAAGGUCUUAGCUACCAGAUCAUAAAAUUCCUAAAAAAAAUUAAGAAAAUAAAGUUUUGAAGUGUAAGAAAAUAAAGUGAGUGGAUGAUUUUGACAAACUGAUAUCCUUUGAUAAUUUCGUUUACGUAGACGACCACCAUAAUCUAUGAUUAUCAUUAUAUGUAUUUAAUGAUAAUUUUACCUAAUGCUCUGUACAGAAUUUUCAUAAACUUUUCAAUACAUAACUUAACUGUCGGUAACUUGUAUGUAUUUAAAAAAUAUAUAAAAAUUUAUUAAACUAAUCAAGUACUGCACUUCCCAAAAUGGUUAUUAACGUGGAUCUAAAAGGUUUUGAAGAAUUUUCGAAAUAUACUCGUGCAAUUGAUUCUCGUGGUCCCCCUGUAUUUUUUUACUUUAGCGGUUCAAAACUACCUGAUGGCAAUAGCUGGUGCCCCGACUGCGUGGAAGCUGAACCAGUCGUCAGGCAUUACCUUAGUGAGCUCGACAAAAGUAUCAUUUUUGUCUAUGUCGAUGUUGGAGAUAGAGAAUAUUGGAAGGACAAAGAGUGCCCGUUCAGAACGGACAGUCGCUCUAAGUUGAUGGUCAUACCGACUUUAAUAAAAUGGAAGGGAGUACAGAGGCUUGAGGGAAGCCAGUGCAGCAAUCGGGAACUUCUGCAGAUGUUGUUCGAAGAAGAAGAUUAAAUAAGAAAAAUCACCAAUUCUUUUAAGGCAGAUUCUAAUACUAAGAUUACCAACUAUAACGUAUGAGUAGAUUAUAUUAUCAACCAUAAAAUAUUUUAAUUCUUCUAAUAACCAUCAAUAAAUAAUAAAAGAUAUUGGACAAUUAUUAAUUAAUUAAAUUUUAGAUCAUAGCUAUAUCUGGAUAUAAGGGUAAAUCAAUAUCAAUUGAUACAAAAAAGACAGGGAGUUAAAUGCCAAUCCCACUAAAGUAGAGACUAGAAGUAACUUCGCUACGAAAGAAAUGUUGCCAUGCUCCUGUCAUAAAAUUGCAAUUGAUGUUCUAAAUAAAUUUGAAAUCUUACAUUAAACAAUGUACUGAAUAUAACGCAUCAGUAAGGUGGUCUUUUAAUUAAAUAUUAUAUCAACAUAAAUUGACAUUUUUAUUGCAACGUUCUACAUGUUAUAAUGUCUUCUUGGUGACAAAAUAAAUAAAUAAAACACGGCAGAAGUGACUUAAUAAUUUAAUGGAAAUUCUGUGUAAACUCAUACUUAUAAUUAAUUACUGGUGAAACGAGUAUUAUAGUCUGUGCAGGUACCUACAUGUCUUUGUCUAUUUUUGUAUUCAGGUAGAAAUGCGUUCCUAUACUAAGGGUGGGCGCAGCAGUUACAGUGCAAGAAACAAAGAAUACUUAGCAUAUUAUUCAAUUCAAUGUAAAAGGGUGGUAUAUUAUAAACAUUGAACAAAUUGGUCAUGUUGGAAAUAGAAUCAGUGGUAUUAACAUAGGUACCAUCGAUAUAAUAUCGGGGUGAUCAUAAGUUUACCAGUUCUGGCAACACAUUUAUUCUCACUUAUAAAUAUAGGUAGGUAUAUGAAUUUUUAUCUAUUGAACUAGCUACGGAUGUAUUUUUGAUCUGUUGAGCAAUUAUUACCGAAGUUGAGGCAUAUAAAUACAUCACAACAUGAAGCCCACACCCAUUAUAGACCGUGCAUAUGACGCAUUUUUGCAAAACAAGUGAACAAAUAAAGGUUUAAAGUAAAUAAAAAA
Messenger RNA from Bombyx mori (domestic silkworm), 1715 nucleotides. Its product is annotated as thioredoxin domain-containing protein 17. Lineage: Eukaryota; Metazoa; Arthropoda; Insecta; Lepidoptera; Bombycidae. Bases 310 to 690 code for a protein of 126 amino acids. The transcript is spliced from 3 exons. Gene Ontology annotation, molecular function: protein-disulfide reductase [NAD(P)H] activity. Gene Ontology annotation, cellular component: cytosol. The record is from RefSeq and is a predicted model, not a curated record.